AUGGCCCCUUCUGCCAUCGCUCCACUGGAAGGCAGUUCUUCCUCGUCUCGUCCCAAGAUCCUGAUCCCAGAGAAAGUCUCUCCAGAUGGCCUCGCCCUGCUCUCCCCGCAUUUCGACAUCGAUCAGCCAAAGGGUCUCUCGGCGGAGGAGCUUCUGUCUAUAAUCCCGCAAUACCACGGUCUCAUAAUCCGUUCCGAGACCAAAGUUACCGCUACUGUCCUCGCAGCCGCCAAAAACCUCAAGGUUGUUGCACGUGCGGGAGUGGGAGUUGAUAAUGUGGAUGUUGAAGCAGCUACCACGCAUGGCAUUAUCGUCGUGAACAGCCCAAGCGGCAACAUAGUCGCAGCAGCAGAACACACAAUCGCUCUCCUCAUGGCCGUGGCACGCAAUGUUCCCGCCGGAGAUCGGAGUCUGCGUAACGGGGGCUGGGAAAGGAGUAAACUAGUCGGAACGGAAGUCGGCGGGAAGACACUGGGGAUAAUUGGACUGGGGAAGGUAGGAUUGAAAGUUGCGCGGAUGGGCGUUGGAUUGGGCAUGAAAGUCGUAGCCAUGGAUCCAUACGCCAGUCCUGAGAUCGCAGCUUCAGCCAACGUGACGCUUGUGUCUGAUCUUGCCACUCUCCUCCCCAAGGUGGAUUUCCUCACGAUCCACACACCACUCAUAGCAAGCACACUAGAUCUUAUCGGAAAACCCGAGCUCGAUACUAUGAAGAAGACGGCUAGGGUCCUCAAUGUUGCCCGCGGGGGUGUAUACAAUGAAGCCGCACUCCUCGAAGCCAUAAAUGCCGGUACAAUCGCCGGCGCGGGGCUCGAUGUCUUCACGUCCGAACCUCCAGCUCCAGGUUCCGCAGCAGAAGCUCUCUGUCGACACCAAAAAGUCGUGGCAACCCCACAUCUCGGAGCCUCGACUGUUGAAGCACAAGAAAAUGUAUCCAUGGAUGUCUGCGCUCAGGUCCUGAUCAUUCUCAAAGGAGGUCUUCCAACCAGCGCCGUGAACGCACCACUUAUCCUACCUGAAGAAUACAGAAAGUUGCAGCCAUUUGUCAAGCUGGUCGAGAAAAUGGGCAGCUUAUAUACCCAGCGUUACAGCGGAAAGGGCUCCAAAGGCGCUCUCGGUGGCAGGACAUUCGAUCUCGUAUAUGAGGGAGAGCUUGCUGGGAUCAGUAAUACCCGACCCUUAUUCGCUGCUCUAGUCAAAGGCCUUACCUCCUCCAUUUCUGAUAGUGGUGGCAGAGAUGUGAAUAUCGUCAACGCUAGGCUCAUUGCGAAGGAGAAGGGGAUUGUCGUCAAUGAGAUCCACAACCGUGGUGGUAGCCCUAGGGAUCUGGUCUAUGCCAGUCUAGUGACGCUAAGAGCCAGUGACUCUGGAGAGGGCAUUAUCAGUGGAUAUGUGAGUGGAAAUACAGUUUAUAUCUCGAGGCUGGAUAAAUUCAGUGCUAGUUUUAUCCCGGAAGGGACAUUACUUGUACUACACAAUUACGAUCGCCCUGGCAAGAUUGGCGGGGUUGGUGGCAUCUUAGGGAAGCAUGGCAUCAAUAUUCGGUUCAUGAACGUGGCGGCGUUGGAGAAAGUGGAGGAGGCACAAGCAACUGGGUCUGAUCAAGUGGAGGAAGAAAAAGAGGCUUUGAUGAUUUUGGGUAUUGAGGGCGAAGUUGGGAAGGAGGUUGAGGAUGAGUUGAGGGCUGCGAAAGGAAUUUUGAAUGUUAGCGUUGUGAAACUUUGA
This is a messenger RNA of Venustampulla echinocandica, 1722 nucleotides long. RefSeq names its product D-3-phosphoglycerate dehydrogenase. Gene Ontology annotation, biological process: L-serine biosynthetic process. Gene Ontology annotation, molecular function: NAD binding; phosphoglycerate dehydrogenase activity. The record is from RefSeq and is a predicted model, not a curated record. Bases 1 to 1722 code for a protein of 573 amino acids. The transcript has a single exon. Lineage: Eukaryota; Fungi; Ascomycota; Leotiomycetes; Helotiales; Pleuroascaceae.